This is a messenger RNA of Phytophthora infestans T30-4, 1392 nucleotides long. RefSeq lists its product as uncharacterized. NCBI's taxonomy places the organism in Eukaryota, Oomycota, Peronosporomycetes, Peronosporales, Peronosporaceae. The record is from RefSeq and is a predicted model, not a curated record. Bases 1 to 1392 code for a protein of 463 amino acids. Gene Ontology annotation, biological process: microtubule anchoring at mitotic spindle pole body; protein localization to mitotic spindle pole body; mitotic sister chromatid segregation. Gene Ontology annotation, molecular function: protein binding. The transcript has 6 exons. Gene Ontology annotation, cellular component: MWP complex; microtubule organizing center; mitotic spindle.
AUGCCGUUGCGCGUGACGCACGGACUGGUACGCUGGUCUCCAUGCGGUCGGUACUUGGCAGCUGCAUGCGGCAACCGCCUGUCCAUACGUGACGCGCUUUCGCUACAGCUUGUGCAGCGCUACUCGAGUGUGGACGAAGUGCAGACGCUGGUGUGGUCCGAGGACUCGGAGUUGGUACUUACGGCCUCACUCAGGCGAGCUGUAGUGCAGCUCUGGUCAGUGCAGGACGCAUCCUGGACCUGCAAGAUCUCGGAGGGUGUGGCAGGACUGGUUCACGCUAGAUGGACACCCGAUGCGCGUCAUGUCGUGACAGUGUCCGACUUCCAACUGCACGCUACCGUGUGGUCCCUCGAGGACCCGACAGCGAGAUGCUCCAUCCGCAGUCCUAAACUCGCAGCCGAUGGUCUCAGCUUCUCGAGAAAUGGAGAAUUUCUGGCUGUGGUCGAGCGCCACGACUGCAAGGACUUUAUUGGCGUCUACAGCUGCGAAUCGUGGGAGCUUACGACGCACUUCUCCAUCGACAGCUACGACUGUGUUGAGAUCUCGUGGUCGCCCGAUGACGCGGCCAUCGCGGUGCGGGAUACCCACUUGGAGUUUAGAGUGUUGCUGUAUUCACCUGAUGGGACGUUGCUGGCCAAGUACCAGGCUUAUGAGAAUGCUCUGGGGCUGAAGACUAUGACGUGGUCACCGUCCGGACAGUUCCUGGCGCUUGGAAGCUACGACGAGCAUCUGCGUGUACUGAGUCAUAUUAACUGGAAACUCAUCGCAGAUUUUGAUCACGAAAGUGUUGCCGUCACAAAAUGUCAUACAAACCACGCAGCGAUAGAACAGGAAGAAAACUUCGCCGAUGCCAAUGUGAUGGAUCGACCGCAAGGCAAACGGGUCUCGGUGGCACAACGAAGCUCUUCCCUGCUGUCGAACUCGUUGCAGGCGGCUUCGGCUGCCGCUCAAGCGGCGGGUGGCAAAAAGUCUCGUGAUAUUUGCUUUGUGCCGCGGGAACCUCCUUUUUCUGUUCAAACAAUUGCCUCUGACCCAUUGACAGAGAAUCCAAAGAUUGGUAUUAGCCGAGUAGUGUGGAGUGCCGAUUCGGCGUUCAUUGCUACAAAAAGCGACCAGAUGCCAUACAAUGUGUGGAUCUGGCGCACCGAGAGCUUGACGCUGCACUCGGUUGUAUCGCUGCUAGAAACGGUACGGAGCUUGCGAUGGGAUCCGGUACACACGCGCCUCGCAAUUACGUCGGGGAAGAAUCGUGUUCACCUUUGGACAACAGAAGGCAUCUCAUGGAUCGACAUACCCACUGAGUCGUUCCAGGGACUGGGUCUUCAAUGGUCACCAUCAGGUGAUGCUCUGAUUGCUGCUGGUCGUCAGGAUUUUUGCGCCAUAACGCUAUAA